AUGGCCCAAGGACUGCCCAGUGCUGCCAGCCUGUCUCGCUUCUGCCAGAAGCUGAAUCGGCUAAAGCCACUGGAGGAGUCCACCAUGGACACAUCACUGCGGCGCUGCCUGUCCAUGCUGGACCUUACCCUGCUGGGUGUGGGUGGCAUGGUGGGGUCAGGCCUCUAUGUACUCACAGGCACUGUGGCCAAGGAGAUGGCUGGCCCCGCCGUGUUGGUGUCCUUCACCGUGGCCGCUGUGGCCUCUCUGCUAGCGGCCCUGUGCUACGCGGAGUUUGGAGCACGCGUGCCCCGCACGGGCUCUGCCUACCUGUUCACCUACGUGUCCAUGGGUGAGCUGUGGGCCUUCCUCAUCGGCUGGAAUGUGCUUCUUGAGUACCUCAUAGGUGGUGCCGCCGUGGCCCGAGCCUGGAGUGGCUACCUGGAUGCCAUCUUCAGCCACCAAAUCCGAAACUUCACUGAGGCCCACCUGGGUGUCUGGCAGGUGCCUUUGCUGGCCCACUACCCAGACUUCCUGGCUGCGGGCAUCCUGCUCCUUGCCUCUGCCUUCGUCUCCUGCGGAGCCCGUGUCUCUUCCUGGCUCAAUCACACCUUCUCAGCCAUCAGCCUGGGCGCCAUCCUCUUCAUCAUCACCCUGGGCUUCAUCCUGGCCCGCCCACACAACUGGAGCGCUGAGGAGGGCGGCUUUGCACCCUUUGGCUUCUCGGGCAUCCUGGCCGGCACUGCCACCUGCUUCUACGCCUUUGUGGGCUUUGAUGUCAUUGCUGCCUCCAGCGAGGAGGCCCGAAACCCAAAGCGGGCAGUGCCCAUGGCCAUCGCCAUCUCGCUCAGCCUGGCAGCUAGUGCCUACAUCCUGGUCUCCACCGUGCUCACCCUCAUGGUGCCCUGGCACAGCCUCGACCCAGACUCGGCGCUUGCUGACGCCUUCUAUCGGCGUGGCUACAGCUGGGCUGGCUUCAUCGUGGCAGUUGGCUCCAUCUGCGCCAUGAACACCGUCCUGCUCAGCAACCUCUUCUCCCUGCCACGCAUCGUCUAUGCCAUGGCCACUGAUGGGCUCUUCUUCCAAGUGUUUGCCCGUGUUCACCCCCAGACACAGGUGCCUGUGGUGGGCAUCCUGGUGUUCGGGGUCCUCAUGGCCCUCCUGGCACUGCUGCUGGACCUUGAGGCACUGGUCCAGUUCUUGUCCAUCGGCACGCUGCUGGCCUACACCUUCGUGGCCACCAGCAUCAUCGUGCUGCGCUUCCAGAAGGCCUCUCCAUCCAGCUCCCCAGGCCCAUCCAGCCCGGGCCCCCUGACCAAGGAGCAUAGCUCCUUCUCAGACCACCUACAGCUGGUGGGCACUGGGCAGGCUGCAGCCUCCGAGCCCGGGCAGCUGCGACCAGCCCUGAGACCCUACCUGGGUUUCCUGAGUAGGUGCAGCCCAGGUACUGCCGUAGUGUGGGCGCUCAGCAUCCUGGUGGUCUCAGCCAUCACCCUGGGCUGUGUGCUGGUCUUCGGGGACUCAGCCCUUCACCUCCCACGCUGGGCCUACCUCCUGUUGCUCCUGCUCAGCUUCAGCAUGUUUCUGCUCAGUCUCCUCGUCCUGGGAGCCCACCAGCAACAGCACCGGCAGGACACCUUCCAGAUCCCCCUGGUGCCCCUGACUCCAGCCCUGAGCAUCCUCCUCAACAUUUGUCUCAUGCUGAAGCUGAGCUACCUGACCUGGCUGCGCUUCUGCAUCUGGCUGCUGGUUGGACUCGCCGUGUAUUUCGGCUACGGCAUCUGGCACAGCAAGGAGAACCUGCGGGAGCCACUAGGGCUGACGGCCACACGCUACGUGGUGUUCCCCAGCGGCAGCCUGGAGGAGACAGUGCAGGCUGUGCAACCCUCCAGCCAGGUACCUGCUCCAGAGCCCAGCUGUGUGGAGCAACCAGCCAGCCCAUGA
Trichechus manatus latirostris (Florida manatee) is the source of this 1923-nucleotide messenger RNA. RefSeq names its product solute carrier family 7 member 4 (gene SLC7A4). The transcript has 4 exons. Bases 1 to 1923 code for a protein of 640 amino acids. The record is from RefSeq and is a predicted model, not a curated record. Gene Ontology annotation, molecular function: amino acid transmembrane transporter activity. Gene Ontology annotation, cellular component: plasma membrane. Lineage: Eukaryota; Metazoa; Chordata; Mammalia; Sirenia; Trichechidae. Gene Ontology annotation, biological process: amino acid transport; transmembrane transport.